AUGAGUCUGCUGCUGCUGUCGCAGCGAGCCCCCCGCUCCUUUGCUGCUCUAGGGCCCUGGGGUCCCUUUAGGGGCUCCCUGGGGGCCCCCCUAGGGGUAACCUUGGGGGCCCCCCUGGGGGCUCCUCUGGGGGCCUCUCUGGGGGCCCCUAAAGGGUCCCCACUGGGGGCCCCUUUGGGGGCCCCUCUGGGGGCCACGGGCCGCAGUCGGGGGGGGCCCCCUACAGGGGGGCCCCCAGGGGGGGGCCCCCCUGUGGAAGGUAGAAGAAGAAGAGGUUUAGAGACAGGAGACGAUGCGCAUGAUUUGCUGCAGAUGACAACAGAUAGUUCGAUGUUGCACAGCAGCAGCAGCAGCAAGAACAACAGCAACAGCAGUAGCAGCAGCAGCGGUAGCAGCAGCAGCAACGACAGCGGUUGCAGCGGGGGAUCCUCCUGGGGCAUGCUUUGUUUAGGGCCUCCUGCUGCUUCCUCUUUGCAGGCUACUAUGCCAGCAGCAGCAGCAGCAGCAGCAACAGCAACAGCAACAGCAGCAGCAACAACAGCAGCAACAGCAGCAGCAGCAGGCAUGCGCAUCCCUCAUCGUCUUUUCGCAGUCUUUGCUGGUGGCAGUCCUCUUGUAACAACUGAGCCCGGUGCAAACGCAGCAGCAGCAGCAGCAGCAGCGGCAGCAGCAGCAGCAGCAAAUGCUGCUGCUGCGGCUGCUGCUGCAGGGGGUGCUGCUGCUGCGCCUGCCUUAUCGCCUUCUCGCGGGAAGCCGCAGCAGCAGCUGCUGCAGCAAGCAGCAGCCUACUGGAGCCUCAGCAAAGGGCGCUUGAGUUUGCUUGUGUCUCUCUCUUCAUUAGGGGGUUAUAUUGCUGCGCAGCAGGCAGCAGCUCCCGCAGCAGCAGCAGCAGCAGCAGCAACAGGAGGGGGCGGGGGGCCUGCAGCAGCAGCAGCAGGUGCUGCUGCUGCUGCUGCUGGAUUUGAGCCCCUUGCUGCUUUGUUCGUAGGGGUAUUCUUGACUUCUGCUGCAGCAAACUCUGCAAAUCAAAUUAUAGAGAGACACAGAGACGCCAAGAUGAUAAGAACUAAAAACAGCUAA
Eimeria acervulina is the source of this 1080-nucleotide messenger RNA. RefSeq lists its product as hypothetical. Bases 1 to 1080 code for a protein of 359 amino acids. The transcript is spliced from 3 exons. Lineage: Eukaryota; Apicomplexa; Conoidasida; Eucoccidiorida; Eimeriidae. The record is from RefSeq and is a predicted model, not a curated record.